Messenger RNA from Coregonus clupeaformis (lake whitefish), 2438 nucleotides. RefSeq names its product endothelial cell-selective adhesion molecule-like. The transcript has 6 exons. Bases 289 to 1788 code for a protein of 499 amino acids. Gene Ontology annotation, biological process: homophilic cell-cell adhesion. Lineage: Eukaryota; Metazoa; Chordata; Actinopteri; Salmoniformes; Salmonidae. Gene Ontology annotation, cellular component: plasma membrane; adherens junction. The record is from RefSeq and is a predicted model, not a curated record. Gene Ontology annotation, molecular function: cell-cell adhesion mediator activity.
GAAGACAUUUUUGUAAGAAAAUACUUGCCAAAGUUGGCUGCUGGAAUAAUUAUUUGCGCGCAACGCUAAAUGCCAACGCGAGGCUUUAUCACUCUCACGUUAACUGCUGCUGAGAACGAGAUGAUUUAACUCAGGAUAAUGUCACUUUGCCCACUCGAUACCCCUUGUCUUUUCUCUGGCGGUUCAAGGAAGUGCCCGAGGCGAAAUUGCACACAGAUAACGGAGACACUGUAUACAUUAAGACUGGAAACAGCGACUGUGGGUCAAACAGAAGGCGCAUGCUGAACUAUGGAGAUGUAUCCUUCGAGGAAACUUCGCACCUUGCUGUCGUUCACAUUUCUCUUGUUUUUUACAGGAGUGCUGGCCCAGAUCCAGAUGCCCCAGAGGACCAUGGAGGUGAUCGAGGGUCAGAAGGUGGUGCUGCAGGCCUGGUAUAGCCCCAGCUCCAGCACUGGCAAGAACACUGUUCUCUGGAACUUUGUGGCCAAUAACACCCAACUGAUCAUCUCAUACACCCCAGACUCGAUCAGUUUUGGCAGCCCCCAGUUCGGGGAGCGCGUGGGCUUCACGGCCACCAUGCCCUCGGCCAACCUGUCCCUGUACAUCAACAACACGCAGGAGUCGGACUCAGGGCGCUACCUCUGCCAGGUCAUCAUCCCCGGGGCCCAGGGCCUGACUGGAGAACUUAGCCUCAAUGUCAAUGUCCCUCCUGCUGUCCCAGAGUGCUCUCUGUCAGGGAAGCCAGUUCUGAAGGGCAACGUCACACUGAGCUGCAAGUCCAAGUCAGGCAAGCCCAUCCCAAUGUACAAGUGGAAGAAGACCAGCCCCCCGUCCGAGGUCUUCUUCUCUCCCAUGCUCAAUGAAAACACGGGCACGCUGAAGCUGAGCAACUUGAGCAGCAGCAUGUCGGGGAAGUAUGUGUGUACGGCCAGCAACACGGCCGGCAAUGACAGCUGCUACAUCAACCUGGAGGUCAUCACCUCGACUAACGCAGGGAUGAUUGCCGGAGCCACGGUGGGUUCUGUGCUGGGCUUCAUAUUCAUCAUCCUCUUCCUCGUCUGCCUCCUGAGGAGAAGGAGAGACUAUGAGGAGGACCGGGCCAACGACAUCAAGUUAGACUCACUUUCACACUAUUGCUGUGUUGCGUGCGUUCAUGUGCCCAAAUGCAUGUCAGCCAGUCUCUCACCCCUUCUCCCUUGCUCCCUCUCUCUCUCUCGCCCCUCUUUUUCCACUCUCUUCAUCCCCAGGGAGGACGCUCAGGCGCCCAAGCGCAUCUCGUGGGCCAAGAGCGGCGGCUCGGGAUCGGACGUGGUCUCCAAGAACGGCACACUCUCCUCCAUUACCACCACUGCCAACAGGCCUCACCAGAGGGAGCCCUCGUCCCAUCACCAGCACCAACCCAACCACCACCUCCAGCAUUAUCCCCAACGCCCUCCCUCCGACACCGCCUCCAUCAUCACAGCCACAGGCAGCGUCUCUGGCUACCGCGCUGGACCACGCCAUGGAGCCUCCACCCACGGCCACGCCCUGCCGGACUACGGCUACAACGUGGCUACAAACCUGCCCCGCGGUCAACCGGCUAAUUCUGCAGCACCCAGUGCCAAUGGUAGCCCCAUGCCCAGAACCAAACACCCCCAGCACCCACAGACCUAUACCCAGCCCCAGGCAGCACCUCCUGCCCCGUGCCCACCACCUCUGCCCACCAUUGUGACAGCGUCCAACAUCUCCCGAAUGGGAGGGGUGCCCAUCAUGGUGCCAGCUCAGAACCAGGCCGGCUCGCUGGUGUAACGCCAGUCUGCCAUGGUGCAGUGUCCCUUUACCCUUCAAUGCUGUACUUACUCACAUAGAUUUUCAAAAGGAAAAUAUUAAACUUCCACUAAGAUAUGUCUAACUCAAGCAUUAAAGCUUGAAUUGGCCCUCGAAGGUGGGGCAUUUGACCCGGUCAAAAUGCAGUGAGAUCAUUAGUAAAACCUUAAAAAAGACAGACUGUGUUGCUGCACGAGGCAGUUUUAUUUAAUGAAGUAUAUGGAAGUACUUUUUUUUUUAAACUCUUUUUAUACUCAAUUUGUAUGCAAAAGAUGAAUAGAUCUGGAUUUCAAACAUCUGUGCAGGAUCUUUUUUUUUUUUUAUUGUACUAUCAAUCAAUGUGUUUUUUACAAAGUUUUCCAAUGCAACUUUUUUAAAGAUUGUAUUAUACUCCUCUAUCUACCAUGUCCUAUGAAGGCCAUUCUAUGACAUCACUUUAAAACGGGGACUUGACAAGAUGUCAUGACACACACUGGUCCAUGUGUGUGUUGCCUGUGUGUUACUGUAAGAACAGUCGAUGCGUGGAUCCCACUGAUGUUUAACUUUUUUAUGUAUUCCCCACAUAUUGUAUAAUCUGUGUAGAUUAGGACCAAAUAAAAUAUAUAUACAGUACAAGUCAAAAGUUUGGACAC